Messenger RNA from Aureococcus anophagefferens, 3064 nucleotides. RefSeq lists its product as hypothetical. The record is from RefSeq and is a predicted model, not a curated record. Gene Ontology annotation, molecular function: urea transmembrane transporter activity; protein-disulfide reductase activity. The coding region runs from base 1 to 2733 and encodes 910 amino acids. Lineage: Eukaryota; Pelagophyceae; Pelagomonadales; Pelagomonadaceae. The transcript is spliced from 2 exons. Gene Ontology annotation, biological process: urea transmembrane transport. Gene Ontology annotation, cellular component: plasma membrane.
AUGGCCAGCUCAUCGAUGCUUCGGCUGGCGUCGCUGCUCUCCAUCGUUGCGGCGCUGCACCUUUCGCGCCCUCCACAGCACCGCGCAACGCGCCUGCGCGCGGUGCCCGUCGCGGACCCCUUCGCGGCGACGGACACGCGCCCGAUCGUGCUCUACGACGGCGUCUGCCGGAUGUGCAACUUCUGGGUCGACUGGGUCCUCGCCAACGACCGCGAGAAGGCGGUGCGCUUCUGCGCGCUCCAGUCCGACGUCGGGCGCGCGCUGCUCGAGCGGUCCGGCCGGCGGCCCGACGACAUCUCGUCGAUCGUGCUCGUCACCGCCGACGGCGCGCACGUCAAGUCCGACGCGGUCUUCGAGAUCGGCCGGCGCCUGCGCGUCACGACGCCCCUCUCGACCCUCGGCCAGGCCGUGAUCCCGAAGGCCGUCGCCGACGCGGCCUACGACGCCAUCGCCGACAACCGCUACAACAUCGCGGGCAAGCGGCCGCCGCGCUUCACCGACGCCAAGGACGCGGACCGGUUCCUCGGCGACACCAUGGUCAACUGGGAAACAUGCGUGACCGACCCCACGGACUCGUCCGGCACGCCGUACCUCACGCACAUGCCCCGGGAGUACUUCGGCGAGGACUCCUUCUUCGGCGGCAAGGCCCCCCUCAGCCAGGCGUCCGGGUGGAUCAUCGUCGUCGGCAUGGGCGUGGGCAUGACGCUCCUCGCGGUGCUCCUCACGUACCUCGAGGUCACGUUCAACCGCUCGGGCAAGGUCUCGUCCGAGUUCUUCAACACCGCGGGCCGCUCCGUCAAGACGGGCCUCACGGCGUCGGUCAUCGUCUCCCAGUGGACCUGGGCGGCGACGCUCCUCCAGUCGUCCAACGUCGCGUGGAACUUCGGCGUGUCCGGCCCGUUCUGGUACGCGUCCGGCGCGACGAUCCAGGUGCUCCUCUUCGGCAUCCUCGCGAUCGAGAUCAAGCGCAAGUGCCCCACGGCCCACACCAUGGUCGAGAUCGUCCGGGCCCGCUGGCCCGGCGCCCACUACACCUUCCUCUUCUUCGGCUUCUCCGCGAACCUCAUCGUGACGUCGAUGCUCAUCCUCGGCGGCGCGGCGACGAUCAACGCGCUCUGCGGCAUGCACACCAUCGUCGCGUCCUUCCUCAUCCCCAUCUCCGUGAUCCCCUACACCAUGUACGGCGGCCUCAAGUCCACGUUCCUCGCGUCCUACAUCCACACGUCGAUCAUCUUCGUCGUGCUCCUCAUGAUGAUCUACACGAUCUACGUGUCCAAGUUCUCCAGCGACCUCAUCUGGGAGAUGCUCAAGAAGACGACGUCCUACUCCGUGAGCGACUGCAAACACAUCUUCUCCGAGGACUUCGACGGCUUCUCGUCGCCGAGCUUCAACCCGGACGCCGCCGACCCCGCCGACAUCUUCCCCGAGCUCUUCCUCUACGCCGAGGAGGACGGCGACCUCACGGACUGCCUCGAGGACGACCCCCCCACGUGCACGAAGCUCUUCGCCUGCGGCGGCGUCGACGGCAACGCGGGCGUCGACGCGGACAGCGGCUCGUACCUCACGAUGAUCUCGCUCCAGGGCCUCAUGUUCGGCGUCAUCAACAUCGUCGGCAACUUCGGCACGGUCUUCUGCGACCAGUCCUACUGGCAGUCCGCCAUCGCCGCCAAGCCCGCCGCCGCCCACAAGGGCUACAUGCUCGGCGGCAUGGUCUGGUUCGCGAUCCCCUUCUCGCUCGCGUCGUCGCUCGGCCUCGCGGCGACGGCGAUCCAGCUCCCCAUCUCCAAGGAGGAGGCGGGCAACGGCCUCGUGCCCCCGGCCGUCGCCGUCCACCUCCUCGGCGCCGGCGGCGGCUGGGCCAUCGCCAUCAUGCUCUUCAUGGCCAUCAUCUCGACGGGCUCCGCCGAGGCGAUCGCCGUGUCGUCGCUCGUGUCCUACGACGUCUACAAGCCCUUCUUCAACCCGGCCUGCACGGGCGAGGACAUCGUGCGCAUCUCGCGCAUCGUCAUCCCCCUCUACUGCUGCUUCUCCGGCGUCCUCGCGACGUGCCUCUGGUACAUCGGCAUCGGCCUCGGCUGGGUCUACGGCUUCAUGGGCAUCCACAUCGGCUGCGCGGUCGUGCCCGUCUGGUGGUGCCUCACGAACCCGCUCAUCUCGGAGAAGGGCGCCAUCGCCGGCGCCUGGUCCGGCUGCGUCGCGGGCUACGUCGCGUGGCUCGUCACGGCGACGGCCUUGGGCGACCCGCUCGACAAGGACGGCCUCGGCACGCUCGAGUCCAUGCUCGCGGGCAACGUCUGCUCCAUCGUCGUGUCCGGCAUGGUGUGCUACGCCAUCUCCGCCAUGAACCCCCAGAACUACGACUUCAAGUCGAUGAAGGCGAUCGAGCUCCUCGACAACGACCAGAGCGGCCUCGACCCCGACGAGCUCUCCGAGGCCAAGCUCCUCCCGGCCCUCAACUGGAUCAAGAAGUUCGGCUGGGGCGUGUCCUUCGUGCUCUGCGUCCUCUGGCCCGCGCUCUCGACGCCCGCGGGCACGUUCUCCAAGACGUACUUCUCGUUCUGGAUCUUCAUCGUCAUCGCCUGGGGCUUCUUCGCGUCCGUCGUCAUCAUCGGCCUGCCCAUCGUCGAGUCCUGGGAGGACAUCUCCACCAUCACCAAGGCCCUCACGGGCGUCAACGUCGGCCUCCCGGAGACGAACCUCCACGAGAAGGCCGCCAAGGAGGAGUCCGCCUAGGCGCUCCCGCGCCUACCUCGAGCUCGACCACCCCGGCCCCCCGCCUUCCGCACACCACGGCCAGCACGUCCUCCGCGCCGACGACACGUCGGCGCAGCCCCUGGCUGCCCCCGCGCGCCGCCGCCCCUCCGGGCCGCCGCAGCGCUCCCCCUCCGCCCGCCGCCGCGCUCUCGUGAAGCUCGACCCCCUGCACAUCCCCCGCCGGUGCCACAGCCGUGUCCAGCCUCGGCUGUGACACCACCCGCGAUCGCGGAAAGCCUCGGCCGGUUCGACUACGAACGACCGACCGCCCGCGCGACGCUGAUCUCAUGCUAACUUGUAUAAUAAUAAU